Molecule: messenger RNA, 4293 nt
Organism: Aureobasidium vineae
Lineage: Eukaryota; Fungi; Ascomycota; Dothideomycetes; Dothideales; Saccotheciaceae
Source: the annotation of a GenBank genome assembly
AUGGCCGAGCUGAGCCCCCAUAAUGUGGUGAUCAACGACCAGUCGGUGGCCGGGUACGAGUCCGCCGGCGUAAAUGCAUCCAUCCAAGACAACGAGUCCGCCGUGACUGGCUCGCGACCCGAAUCCACCCAACACCAACCACCGCCGUCACACGCCCACGACGCGCUCUCACUAGACCCGGACUCGUCCCACGAUCACGCACACCUCAACGGCACCAUCAACAGAGAUGUCGACAAUGCGACUCCCGACCACCAAGGCUCUGACACGGACUCCAGCCGUCCAGACGCUUCCAAGCAAGCCCGUUCUGGUUCAGUCAAGAAGCCUCUGUCAUUCAAGCCUGUUUCUAUCACAAAAUCCUUCCUGGCAAAGACGGCUACAACUCCUGGAAAUACCCCUCCUCCUGUCAAGGUUGCCGAAAAGCGUGCGCCAACUGAACCCAACUUCCACAAGUUCAUGCUGACACCUCGANAAGCGUCUCCUCAAAUGGCCACACUACAGCUAAAUGCGAAGCCCCGUCUGAUUGCGAAAACCGGUAGCAGCGGUCUGCGCGACGUUCCCCGUGCUCGUCCAGGCGAUGGCACGAGCACACCGAAUGGUAGGACUGUGUGGAACAAGAACCAGCGUCAGUACUACCCGCGCAACCACGCCUCGUCGCAUACUGACCACAAAGCAGCCGCACCACCUGCCCCAGCCAAGCACUACACUGACGAAGAACUCAAACAAAAGUAUGGAAUUCACCUGGCCACACGUCUAGAAUCAGAGGAAGCGACUGAGCAAAAGGCAAAGUGGGCCGACAUCGAUGAAGAUGAGGAAGAGUGGACGCCCGAGACGGUUGAAUGGAUGGACGGAACCAAAACCACUAUCAGUCAUACGGACGCUGUCCCUCCUCAACCACAAGAGAAACCUGUGGACAAGCCGCAAGAAGAGUUACCUCCUACUGCCACUUCUACUUCGGCAGCCGUCCCUGUCAAGCCCUCCAUGACUGCGCUAAAGCGUUCGAACCUUGCCGCACAAUCGCGCACCAUCUUGAGACCCGGAGCUGCACAGCAAGCCAAACAGAUUGGCGCUGAUGGGAAGGCUACUCCCGACAACAAAUCACCUAUGCUGAAGAAUACGGCACCUGCACCCAUCAAAUCGCCUUGGGCGCCUCUUCCCCCUGUCGAGAAGGCUUCUCCGAUCACGGUCAAUCCUCCUCCACCCGCACAGGCUCCUGCCAGGUUCGCACACAGAGAUGUUCAUGGAUUUGACGCCUUGUCCCAACCACUACCUGCACGUGAGAUGGCCACCGACACCUUUGAUCGUUCCUGGAAGGAAGGUGAGAGAACGAAUAGAGAACUUUUCAACUCGCAAUCGGGUCGUUACGAGCCAGCCCCUGAACAUCGUAGGGGCUCACGCCAGCAAGACCAAUAUCAAAGGCAACCCGCAGUCUUACAACGACCCACUCCCGGAGGCGGUCCUGCAGAACCUUCGGCUGCUUUCCAAGCCCGUACAAAUUCUCAGGGGGAUGCCAGUUCCUGGGGCCGUAGAAGGGGUUCAAGCAUCAGUGGAAACAUGCUUCGUGAUAGACGCAUGUCUUCUUCUAGCAAAGUCUUUGAUCCAGCUGAACCUUCUCCUGACAUGGUGCCCGAAGCCAAGCCAGAGGUUCAGCCACCGGUUGAAUCUUCUGAAGCACCGAUACACCAGACUGAUGGUGCCGCGCCUAGUGCCUUGUCAAUUGAGGAAGAGCGCGAGAAACAAAAGAAGCUCAUGCAAGAAAAGCGCGAAGCAGCAAUUCGACGCAGACAAGAGGAAGAAGCACGCGAGGAAGCUGAGAGAAGAGAGAGGAUCAGAAAGAAGAUGGAGGCCUUGGGAAUGCCCCUCGAAAAGACGCCAUCUCAAGACAAAACCGAGAAGAAGCAGCCCGAAGCGCAAAAACAACCAGACACACCCUCCGCCGCUAUUUCCAACGCGUCACCGGAGAAAGUUCCCGCUGUCGAACCUGUCGCGUCAAGUGAAGAAUCACCGCGCACAGAAGCGCACGCGUCACCAGUCAAGCAACUUUCACCUCGAAAGGAGAAGGCGGCCGACUCUUCACUCUCGUUCGGUCAAAACCCGACGCCAAUCACCCGCCCUGCGCACAAGACUCUUUCGUCACCUCAAUUGCCUGGGCUCCAACAACACUCACCUAAUGGUCCGACGCGCAGCCCUUAUCAACAAUCAUCCUUGCAAGGCAUGAACACGCCAUCCUUCUCAUCGCCCAGCGAUCAGAAGGCGCAACCUGCGCGUCUGCCAUCGAUCUCCAGCGGCGAUUCAUUCACAACCACGCCGUGGGGCAGUGCCAGCAUGACUUCUCACACUGCACCCGCUCUUUGGGGUCCUCCACCUAGCAACAACAGACACAUUGGAAAUGGCACCUUUGACGCAGGCUAUUCGAGCAUCUCACCCAGCUCGCGCCCUCAACCUCAGAAUGCGCCGUUCACUACGCCCUUCAACCGCUCGUACCCCUCGCGCGUGUCGCCCAAGGCGUUUGGUCAGCCCGGAUCCGCGCAGUCUGAUCCCAUGAACCAGCAAUAUGGUCCUCUGUCUACUCUCGACUCGCGCAUUCCCGAGCCCACCGGUGCCUCGGCGCUCGCCGGCGCAUCGCCUUUGCCCGAGCCCGCCCGUCUGGCCUACCCUGCCCCUAUUGCUCCCCCACAANAAGCCGCCCCUCGCCAGCAGCCUCUACGCGAUACUUCGGCAUGGAUCAACUUCUCAAACAAUGCUCAAGCAGCCAGAGACGAUGCGCAGACUGCCGCGCGCCUCCAGAACGAAAGAGCAAAGCCCACCUCGCCCCAGCAAUCCCAUCACGCCCAUUCCAACUGGACCGUCACCGAGACUUUCAGACAGACACGAGGCAGCGAGAACCGUUGGCUCGAGGACGACACUCCUACACGCACUGCGGCAAAAGUUCCCGGCCCUCAUAGAGCCGGCGCAAUUGGUGCUGCACGCCCAGGCCCUCACAGAACCAGCCAAAACGUGCCAGGUCCUCACAGAUCUAUACAAGUUGCGCCAGGCCCUCAGUCACCCAUCGCCCAACAGUCGAUGCAUCAUCCUCCUCCCCUANGUGAUGAACAGCUACACAUGCCGGGUGAAGGCAUAGUUCGUCUUCCCACCGGUCCCUCCAACUUCUCGAGAGCCUUCGGCAGCCCUAGAAACGUGUCCACUGGCGCAACACUGCCCCCUAUUGGUGCAUUCGUCAGCAACAUCCAGCCUCCACCUCUUCCCGUACAGCCUUCUACCCCUGGUGCAGCUCCGCAGCAGUCAAGAUUCUUCCCUUCGGCUCUCUACGGCGGAUCUCCACCACCUGAAGAGGCUGACCACCCUGUCUUUGGCGGUGACUCAAGACACCCUCUCGUCAAUCUGCCGGUUCCAAAGCCCAAGGUCAAGCUGCCGCCUGCCGCUAUCACAGAUCGCGAGCACCCCAGCCCAGUCACCAUGCCUCGAAGCGUGCACUCAUACACUGUUGGCGCAAGACCCCUUGUUCAGAAUCAGGACUGGCAAGCCAGGUUUAACGGACUCUUUGGCAAAGCUCAAGUCACGACCACGACUCCCCCUUCACCACCCAAGACGCCUCCAAAGGUACAAGCUCCCGCCCCUGCCGUCGCGCCCGUCUCUAGGACCAGCUCGGAUUUCGUCCUCGCGCAGAGUGCAACCACUGUCUCCCUGCCGAGAUCAGCCUCUCCCGCAUCUACUUACACCAAGGUUGUGUCCAAGCCUGGUGUUGACGACAUUUUCGAUGGAGAACUUAGUUUCGGCUCCACUCCUACAGUCCACCUGCCUCGUGGCGUCACAUACUCUGAGCCCCCUGCCACCCUGUCCACAGCUGUGAGACCAAACUCGAAGUAUCACAAAUUUGUCGACUCUCAGUCAAAGCGCAUCAUGUUCUUCCCCGACCAUGCCAUCCAUGAUGUUACAGUCCAGAUCAAGUUACCUCAACCCUGGUUUGUCGCCAAACAUGUGAGCAUGGAACGCAAGAACAAGGGAGCACAAGGCCACAAGAACUCCAGCAGACCAAACAACAAGAACAAGCGCAAUGCAUCGAGCAACGUCAAUGUAGACUCGCCUGACGCUACAACAGCUUCUGCUACCGAAACUGCCAGCAGCAAGCCCCAAAACACCGUUGUGCAGGGCGAUAAAGGCGCAAAGACGCCUUUGGCUGAGAACACUGUGCUCGCCAACACUGAACACACCGGUUCAAAGAAGACCAUGUGGCCCAAAGUGCCCAAGGGGCCUCGUGGCCGUGGUGGUCGCAGUGGAUACAGAGCACAAGCCUAA